AUGCCAUCAGACGACGACAACCUCUUCUCCAACCAGCCCUCCAUCUCCAGCCUCCUCACGCAGCUCCGCCGCAGCACCCUCACGCCCGGCAACCGCCUCAAGUCCAUCCACGCCGACGCCUCCUUUGUCGCCCAGAAGGGAAAGAGGAGAAACAGGCCGCUGGUGGCCAACGAGCGCUGCGGCAGCUGGUACAUCCCGCCGGUGAAAAAGGACGGCAGCGCGUACUUUAAGAGCACGGAUGGGCAUGAGCGGGCGUGGAAGUUUAGUACCAGGAGGUUGAACUUGCAUUUGAUUGACAUGAUUGAGGAGAAUGACGGGUACGUCCAUUCCACUUUCACUUCAUUCAAUGUCUCUGGCAUGCCAGACGCCCUCUCCACCACGAUCCCCAUCUGGUGCACCGUCCUCAACCUCGCCCUCCUCCCCUCCCACCCGCUCUCCUCCAACCUCUUCCUGCCCCCUUACCUCCCCGCAUCAACGCACUCCCAAAUCACCGCCCUCAUCCCGUCCUUCCUGUCCUCCCUCAAGGAACUCAACCUCAACCUGCCCACGUCUCUCACGAAGCCCCUCCGCCCGCUAUGGAUCACGCAGGACUCUUCUCUCCCCCCUCCUCCAUCAUCACCAUCUCCGGAUGAUGAUGAAGAAGAAGACGACGACGACGACGACCUCGAUGGAGACGAAGAAGAUGAAGACCGGGGCGUCAUAUUCCAGGACUACAGACCCGUCAUUUGCUGCACCGCCAGCAGGAGAGUCGUCGGCAGCGAGGUCGACGAGGGGGGCUACAUCCAAGGCGCCGGCGACGACACGGAGAACUGGGCCAUGGGGCUCACCCCGGACGUCUUCUGGGCCAAUGCCGAGACCCUCCUCUCCGCUUCGGAAGGUCAGCUGCCGGAGCUCAUUGUCAAGUUAGUCCAAGAGGCCAAAGCCGCCAAGACUGCUGCUGCCCCUUCUUCUGGCGAUGGUGCUGAGAGGCAAGCUUCUUCCCUUCCGAGAAAGCAUCUCACGCCAUACAUUUCCCAACCCCCCAACAAAGAAUGCCUCAUCCUCCUCACCGAAACCCAAACCCCAAAGGAAUCAUGGCUCCUCUCCCCGACGCUCCUCCGCGUCGGCCUCGGCAAGCACAAGACCGCCAGCCGAAACCUCCGCCUCGCCCUCCCCGAAAUCUGCUCCUUUGCCGCCAAAUUCCUCCUUCUGCGCGAAACCACCACCAACAACACCAACAACACCAACAACACCAACAACAACAACAAACAGCAGCCAAGUGAGGAUUCAGACCCCGUUUCGGACGAUACGAAUACGACGACGACGACGACGACGCCGCCGCCUCAGAUUGUCGUCGCCUGUGACUCGGGCAGAGAUCUCUCCGUGGGCGUCGCCCUGGCGCUGUCGUGCUACCUCUUUCACGACAAGGGUCGCGUCCGUGCUCCUGAUGAGGGUCCGUCGUUUACCAAGACGCUGGUCAAGAUGCGGCUCGGGGCGGUGAUGACGGCGUAUCCCGAGGCGAAUCCGAGCAGGAGUACGCUGCAGAGCGUGAAUAGCUUCCUGAUAGACUGGAGGAGCUAGCCUUGAA
Trichoderma citrinoviride is the source of this 1567-nucleotide messenger RNA. Its product is annotated as initiator tRNA phosphoribosyl transferase. Gene Ontology annotation, molecular function: tRNA adenosine(64)-2'-O-ribosylphosphate transferase activity. Gene Ontology annotation, biological process: charged-tRNA amino acid modification. The transcript has 4 exons. The record is from RefSeq and is a predicted model, not a curated record. The coding region runs from base 1 to 1560 and encodes 519 amino acids. Gene Ontology annotation, cellular component: cytoplasm. NCBI's taxonomy places the organism in Eukaryota, Fungi, Ascomycota, Sordariomycetes, Hypocreales, Hypocreaceae.